Molecule: messenger RNA, 1979 nt
Organism: Aspergillus heteromorphus CBS 117.55
Lineage: Eukaryota; Fungi; Ascomycota; Eurotiomycetes; Eurotiales; Aspergillaceae
Product: alpha/beta hydrolase
Exons: 4
Coding region: 241-1497 (418 amino acids)
Source: RefSeq, a predicted model, not a curated record
CAUUCCCCCCUGCCGCACUGGAUGUGUCACCUUCAGGUCCCCUCGAGUCAAUGCGCUCGCUCUCGAAUCGUCUAGAUAAUGCUUUGUUGAACGCCUGCAAGCUGAACCUGCGCACUUGCAACUACCACUCAGCGGGUCCUUGAAGUAAGCAACUUCUAGGGCAUCUCGACUGACAGCUGCCUCAAGGACAUCCAGUUGUUCGGUACAUUUGCCUCCCUCAUUGUCAAAUCCCCAGCAAUAAUGGCCUCUCUACAACCCAUCUUCAAGAAGGCCUAUUGGACCCUGGCCGCCGGCGGGAUCUUCUAUGUCAUUUUCGUCUGUGCUAUGACGUAUCCCAUGGUCCAAAGAUUUGUCCUCUAUGUGAACAAGGUCAAUCCCACCCUGUGGCAGGACCUCAAUCAAGUCGAGUCAUUCGGAUUUCUGAAGACACAAGUACAGCCCUUCUAUCUGAAAACUCCAGAUAACGAGACGCUUUACGGAUGGCACCUGCUGCCCCUACAACUAUGUCGGGAGCACGAGGAAGAGCUCAAUGCGAAUGAGCAGUAUGGUCCGGCAAAAGACUACACCGAGACCACCGCGUUCAAGCUUCUCGCAAACGACCCGAAUGCCCGGGUCGUAGUUAGCUUCCACGGCAACGCAGCCCAUCUCGCCUCCGCCCAGCGACCAGACAUCUACCGACAAGUCCUCGGUCUAUCAACGCGCCAAAACCCCGUGCAUGUAUUCGCCAUCGACUACCGCGGCUUCGGUCUCUCGACCGGCUCACCCACAGAAGAAGGUCUAAUCACCGACGGCGUCUCUCUAAUCAACUACCUCACCUCGGGACCCCUGCAUAUCUCCCCAUCUCGCAUUGUAAUCAUGGGCCAAAGUCUAGGAACAGCCGUCAGCGCCGCGGUGGCUGAGCGCUUCGCAUUAGGCUCCUCAGAUCCCACCGCCAUUCAACCCACCCUCAAGGACCCAGAGCCCUUCGCCGGCGUGAUCCUGCUGGCAUCCUUCAGCAACGUCCCCAAUCUCAUCGACGCCUACAGCAUGAAAGGCAUCACCCCACCAAUGCUCUCCCCUCUAGCCGCAUACCCGAGUCUGCAAAGCUGGGCGAAAAACAACAUCAUCGACCGCUGGGAUACCGCCGCUCGAGUCGCACGCCUAACAGGGGUGGGUGUGAACACCACAGGCAACGACGCCCCUAACCCGGCAUACGCGCACAAAGGCCUGGACCUCUUCAUCAUACACGCCGCAAACGACGUCGAAAUCCCCUGGCGCGAAGGCCGUCGCGUCUGGACCGCCGCCACAGGUGAAACCCUCCAAGAUGCCCCCGGCGCUAUAAUCCACUCCAAGAAAGACCUCAACGGUUCCAACGAGGUCCAGAUCUGGGAGAACAGAUCAAUCAAGGACUCUGCGGUUGUCAAACGUGUUCGAUGGGAACGCGUUGCUUACGGCGGUACGUCAAAACAAGAAGGAACAACCGAGUCACCACCCUCGCAGACAGAGAAACAGCACUAACCAAUCCUAAAAUCCUUUCUUAGGGCACAAUCGCGUCGCGACCUUCUCCGUCGCCGCUCUUUCCGUCCUGAGGGCCUUUGAGAAGUGAAUAAAUGACCUCAGCAUGAUCCUCGCCUACCACCUAGUGCCAACCUUCCCUGACCCGGGCCCAGGGAUCAGCGAAGCAAUGAUUCACUGUCCCAUCAUGCCCAACCAAUAGAAACACUAGAAAACAGGAGAUGUCAAAGGAAUCGCGAAAAUCCACUUGUAGGGCAGGCCAAUCAUGAGGGUGCGAGGAGACGCGUCGACGUGUCGUGCAGAAUCAUGGUGACGUAGAAUCUUUCUGGAAGCCUUCUGUUUGGGUUGGAUGAUGCGAGACAGGUAGAUUAGAUUAGAGGGGUUGUCUAUGGAUGGUGGACGGUAUGACGUCUUUUAUGUACAAUUUCUAUUAGAUUUGUUUAGGUCCGGAGGGUAUACAGCCGAUGACUUCCACAAAAAGCUAG